Setaria italica (foxtail millet) is the source of this 2078-nucleotide messenger RNA. RefSeq names its product pectate lyase. Gene Ontology annotation, molecular function: pectate lyase activity. Bases 419 to 1783 code for a protein of 454 amino acids. Lineage: Eukaryota; Viridiplantae; Streptophyta; Magnoliopsida; Poales; Poaceae. The record is from RefSeq and is a predicted model, not a curated record. The transcript has 4 exons.
AAACAGGAACACAAAUUAGCCAUAAUAUGGUGUAAUCGUUUAUUUCUGGCAUGCAGAACCCUCCUAGUUCACAUCUCCCACCAUAGUGGCAGCCAGAUGGGAUGAAGCUUUUGUGAAAUUCUACAUCUGUAACACCAUGGAAUUGCAUCUCUUGUUGAGCUGCAUUUUUUGUGUUUAUUGGGUUGCAUUAUUCAACUUUUGGGUGUUGAGCUUUUGUGAUUUCACUUCAUGACAGGUUGGAUUUGUGUUGCAGUAUUGCGUUUUUUAUGUUUAAGGCUUGUUGUUUUCUUCCUUUUUAUUUCUGAGCAUUGCCAUUUUCUCAUUGCAAGGUGUUUGUAGUUUAUCCAUACGGUUGUCUCUCUGCCACAGGGGCUGCAACUUCAAGGGUGGUACUGGACUACUUCAGAACCUCCUCUGUAUGUUGUGGAUCACCAUGGAGGAGGGCUUCCGAUGGAGCAGACCGGGCUCCUUCGUCCUGUACGCCGUCGUCUUGUUGCUGUCGGCGGCCGUGUCGGAGGCCAACAUCGGCGAGUUCGACGACUACUGGCGGCAGCGCAAGCUCAUGGCGGACGCCGCCGCGGAGGCCACCUACCAGCACGACCCCAUUGAGGUUCCCAACCAACUCAACCGCGCCGUCCACAGAUCGAUUAAGAAGGAGGAUAUCAGCACGAGGAGGGAGAUGCUCGGGCAGAAGAAGGGCAAGAUGAACGGGCCGUGCAAGGCGACGAACCCGAUCGACCGUUGCUGGCGGUGCCGGAAGGACUGGGCGACGGACCGGAAGCGCCUGGCUCGGUGCGCGCAGGGGUUCGGCCGGAACACCACCGGCGGGCUCGCCGGCAAGUUCUACGUGGUCACCGACGGCACCGACGACGACGUGGUGAACCCCCGUCCCGGCACGCUCCGGUGGGCCGUGAUCCAGAUCGAGCCGCUGUGGAUCACCUUCGCCAAGACGAUGAUCAUCACGCUCAAGGAGGAGCUCAUCAUCCGCGGCGACAAGACCAUCGACGGGCGCGGCGUGCAGGUGCGCAUCGCCAACGGCGCGCAGCUGACGGUGCAGUUCGCCAACAACGUCAUCAUCCACAACAUCCACAUCAACGACAUCAUCUCCUCCAACAAGAACGGCGGCAACAUCCGGGACUCGCCGGACCACUUCGGCUGGCGCACCGUCUCCGACGGCGACGGCAUCACCGUCUUCGGCUCCACCAACGUGUGGCUCGACCACCUCUCCCUCUCCAACUGCCAGGACGGCCUCAUCGACGUCAUAGCCAAGUCCACCGGCGUCACCAUCUCCAACUGCCACAUGACCAACCACAAUGACGUCAUGCUCUUCAGCUCCAGCGACAAGCACCCCGAGGACCAGAUCAUGCAGAUCACCGUCGCAUUCAACCACUUCGGCAGAGGACUCGUGCAGAGGAUGCCCAGGUGCCGGUGGGGAUUCUUCCACGUGGUGAACAACGACUACACGCACUGGCUCAUGUACGCCAUCGGCGGCAGCAAGGCGCCGACCAUCAUCAGCCAGGGCAACCGCUACAUCGCGCCGCCCAACCUCGCCGCGAAGCAGGUCACCAAGCAACACGACGCGCCGGAGUCGGAGUGGAAGAACUGGGUGUGGCACUCGGAGGACGACCUCUUCAUGGAGGGCGCCUACUUCACCGUCACCGGCGGCCAGAUCAACAGGCAGUUCAACAAGAAGGACCUCAUCAAGCCCAAGCCCGGCUCCUACGUCACCAGGCUCACGCGCUUUGCAGGCUCCCUCGACUGCAAGCCCGGCAAGCCCUGCUAGAGCGGCGAGAUCAUCAAAGGUGGUGGCCGACACAUUUCUAGCAGUUUUGUAACCUUUAAUUUCGUCAUGCAAAUUAAUUGAAGUAAUUCGUAAUGUACUAGAACAGUCUCAACAAAUCUGUGGGGUUAAUUCAGAGGACCCUAUAGGUUGUUCAUGCACUCGCCGCUUGCCAUGUAACAAAGAGGGGAGGUGAAAGUGGGCGUGUUGCAAGUUAACAGGACAAUGGAAGACCAUGUUUGUAUGUAACUCUGCAUAUCGUUGCUGGAGAUCAUGACUGAGAAAAUGCAUAUAUGCC